AUGGUGGGCACUGGGGACUCGCUCAUUGCCAAUGACCCGUCCACGCCGCUGCGCACCCUGCCGGGGCUCUGCGAGGACUACUGCCUGGACAUGUGGCAGACCUGCCGGGGCCUGUUCCGCCACCUGUCGCCCGACCGCAAGCUCUGGGCCCUGGAGGGCGACCGUGCCAAGUUCUGCCGCUACCUGUCCCUGGACGACACGGACUACUGCUUCCCUCGCCUGCUGGUCAACGAGAACCUCAAUGCGAACCUGGGCCGCGUGGUGGCCGACGCCAAGGGCUGCCUGCAGCUGUGCCUGGAGGAGGUGGCCAACGGGCUGCGCAACCCCGUGGCCAUGGUCCACGCCCAGGACGGCACCCACCGUUUCUUCGUGGCCGAGCAGGUGGGGCUGGUGUGGGCCUACCUGCCCGACCGCUCCCGGGUGGAGAAACCCUUCCUGAACAUCAGCCGGGCGGUGCUCACCUCGCCCUGGGAGGGCGACGAGCGGGGCUUCCUGGGCAUGGCCUUCCACCCCCGCUUCCGGCACAACGGCAGGCUCUACGUCUACUACUCGGUGGGGGUCGACUUCCACGAGUGGAUCCGCAUCAGCGAGUUCAGGGUCGCGGAGAACGACACGAACGCCGUGGACCACAGCUCUGAGAGGAUCAUCCUGGAGAUUGAAGAACCAGCGGCGAACCACAACGGGGGCCAGCUGCUCUUUGGGGACGAUGGGUACCUCUACAUCUUCACCGGAGAUGGCGGGAUGGCCGGAGACCCCUUUGGGAAGUUUGGAAAUGCCCAAAACAAGUAUGUCCUGCUUUCGGCUGGCUGGUGGACCGUGGAGCGCGGCGGCAACUACGGCUGGCGGGCCCGCGAGGGCUUCGAGUGCUACGACCUGAAGCUGUGCGCCAACGCCUCCCUGGAUGAUGUGCUGCCCAUAUUCGCCUACCCACACAAGCUGGGCAAGUCGGUCACCGGCGGCUACGUGUACCGGGGCUGCGAGUACCCCAACCUGAACGGCCUCUACAUUUUCGGCGAUUUCAUGAGUGGGCGCCUGAUGUCCCUUCGAGAGAGCCCAGGGCCGGGCCAGUGGCAGUACAGCGAGCUCUGCAUGGGCCGCGGCCAGACCUGCGAGUUCCCGGGCCUCAUCAACAACUACUACCCACACAUCAUCUCCUUCGCAGAGGACGAGGCUGGGGAGCUGUACUUCAUGUCCACGGGCGUGCCGAGUGCCACAGCAGCUCGUGGGGUCAUCUACAAGAUCAUCGACCCCUCCAGACGGGCACCCCCCGGCAAGUGUCAGAUCCAGCCCGCCCAGGUGACGGUGAAGAGCCGCCUCAUCCGCUUUGUGCCCAAAGAAAAGUUCAUCCGGAGGACUGAGAGCACCCCACGGCCCACAGCGCCUUGCAGGCACAGGGGCCUGGGCACGCACAACUGCAGACACGAGGAGGACGCGGGUGUCAUAUGCAGCCAUGAGGACCCCGACCGUGGGUGAGGGUAGGGGUCCGGCCCGGCUGUCCUGCCUCGGGUCGGAGCCUGGCAGGGCCCUCUGCCCGUGUGUGCCUGGGGCGUGUGCCGGAGGGAGGGUGGAGGUGGCCAUGGGUGUGGUGUAGAGGGUGGCGCAUCUGAAUGCGGCCCUCACUGAGCUGUGCACGGUGCACGGUGUUCUCUGUGUGUCCCUGCUCACGUGUCCCGUGUGUGCGGGGCCCGGGGCCCUGCAGGGUUGGUCCUGGUCUUUUCUUACCUCCGAGCAGCAGCAUGAACACCGUGGGGCCUGGGGACCCUGAGCACUGAGGGCAGCCACCCUUUAAGGACAGACAUGGCCCCUGGCUGUGUUAACAGAGGCCCAGCUGGUGGACCGAGGGAAGGGACCAGGCCUGCCCCGCCAGGGCUGGAGCAGAAGGUCCCAGAGCAGCCGAGGAAUGUGUGGCUGAGGAGUGUGGCCCCGCAGUCAGGCGCUGCGGAGAGCGGGAAGGCAUCGGUGGGACCGUGGCUGUCCCCGGGAGGGUCAGGCUCCCUGGGAGGAAGCA
Molecule: messenger RNA, 2008 nt
Organism: Myotis davidii
Lineage: Eukaryota; Metazoa; Chordata; Mammalia; Chiroptera; Vespertilionidae
Gene: HHIPL1
Product: HHIP like 1
Exons: 10
Coding region: 1-1473 (490 amino acids)
Cellular component (GO): membrane
Source: RefSeq, a predicted model, not a curated record